This is a messenger RNA of Prorocentrum cordatum, 897 nucleotides long. The record is from the annotation of a GenBank genome assembly. Lineage: Eukaryota; Dinophyceae; Prorocentrales; Prorocentraceae.
AUGAACGGCCCAGACAAGGGUUGCAUGAAGCAGCCUCGAUUCCGCCCGAAGGACGAGUCGCCGGAGGAGGUGGAGCGGGCGCGGCUCGCCGCCGGGGAGGACCAGCUCGGCGAGCUCAGGCGGGCCAGGGCCCCUUCUGGACGCAGCGGCAGCGCGGAGCACCAGAGCGGCAUCAAGCACAUCGUCUGGCACAAGACACGCCAGGCGUGGCAUCUUCGGGACACGAUAAGGAACGGCCCGGACAAAGGUGGCGUGAUGCAGCCUCAAUUCCGCCCCAAGGACCAGUCGCCGGAGGAGGUGGAGCGGGCGCGGCUCGUCGCCGUCGAGGCGCUGCGGCGGCUCGAGGGGGAGGACCAGCUCGGCGAGCUCAGGCGGGCCCCUUCUGGACGCAGCGGCAGCGCGGAGCACCAGAGCGGCAUCAAGCACAUCGUCUGGCACAAGACACGCCAGGACCAGUCGCCGGAGGAGGUGGAGCGGGCGCUGCGGCGGCUCGAGGGGGAGGACCAGCUCGGUGAGCUCAGGCGCGAGCGGGAGCGGCAGAGCGGCGUCAAGUACAUCUCCUGGUUCAAACAAGGCCAGGCGUGGCGUGUUCAGUACAGGAUAGAGAACGGCCCCGACAAAGGUAGCGUGACGAGUCUUCGAUUCCGCCCCAAGGACGGGUCGCAGCAGGAGGUGGAGCGGGCGCGGCCCGCCGCCGUCGAGGCGCUGCGGCGGCUCGAGGAGGAGGACCAGCUCGGUGAGCUCAGGCGCGAGCCGGAGCGCCAGAGCGGCGUCAAGUACAUCUCCUGGUUCAAACAAGGCCAGGCGUGGCGUGUUCAGUACAGGAUAGAGAACGGCCCCGACAAAGGUAGCGUGACGAGUCUUCGAUUCCGCCCCAAGGACGGGUCGCAGCAGGAG